This is a messenger RNA of Rotaria sp. Silwood2, 288 nucleotides long. Lineage: Eukaryota; Metazoa; Rotifera; Eurotatoria; Philodinida; Philodinidae. The record is from the annotation of a GenBank genome assembly.
AUGCUUAGUACUACUGGAACACUAUGGAAAUUAUUGAUUAAAAACAGCAUAGACUCAGCAGAAGUCUACAAUAAUCUAUCAACAAUCGAUCUACCGUCGACAUCGUCGAAAGCAGUCCAAUAUUUUCAUUUACCAACUGAAUCACAACAUGUUUUAUGUCGUCCGUUGAUUUUAAAUACAUCAUCGAUUUAUAUUAAAAUUGAAUGUCAAAAUAAAUGGCACGAUUGUCCAUUACAGUAUCGAAUCGAAACAGCAUGCGUGCGGCGUUUGAAUAAACCAAAACGGUAA